AUGGCCGACGCGACUGAGGAGUUGGGUAUCUCCCCGCACGGCUACCGACGGAAGUUGCGGGUACAUAGAGCGACUCAAAGCUUCACUUUCGUGGCACGGCCCCAGAACUGCUAUGCAGAGCCUGAGCAGACGUCGUGCCGAAGUAGAGCAUUUUUGCAGAUGAGAGCAGGAAUGUUCAUCGAGCAGUGCCCCUGGUGGGCGGCGUCUACUGCCGAUUCCAAGAAGGGGCAUCAUCGCAUGCCGCGAGAUCAUCGCACCCGUGCUCGCUUCUGCGAUCUCUGA
Molecule: messenger RNA, 282 nt
Organism: Chondrus crispus (carragheen)
Lineage: Eukaryota; Rhodophyta; Florideophyceae; Gigartinales; Gigartinaceae
Exons: 1
Coding region: 1-282 (93 amino acids)
Source: RefSeq, a predicted model, not a curated record